Molecule: messenger RNA, 2010 nt
Organism: Alternaria alternata
Lineage: Eukaryota; Fungi; Ascomycota; Dothideomycetes; Pleosporales; Pleosporaceae
Product: Tcp11-domain-containing protein
Exons: 2
Coding region: 1-2010 (669 amino acids)
Source: RefSeq, a predicted model, not a curated record
AUGCAGCAGAACUGCGGGAGCAUCCGUCGGCGGAAGGAGAUGCGUACCCAGUCGACCAAGUCUGUUGUCAACUCAACUUCCUCUUUUGGAAGGAAUACUUCGCAGUCAUGGCAUAGUUCGACUACUUGCUCAGAUGAACCCAUGGGAGAAGAGCACCUUGCAUCACGACACACAUCGGUCAAGGUUGCGUCUAGAGAUGGAGGUCCAGCAAAGUCGUUAUCACUUUAUCAUUCUACCAUUCCAGAGGAGCUAGCAGGACAUUUACGAGCAAUGAUGCCUGGGCAGACUGGAGUGGAACUGUCAGGCGAAGAGUUGGCAGACAACUUCCUUGAAGCGUGGGAUCUACCCCCAGUUACCAAGCAGUCAUUGAGCGAGCUGGACAUCCAGAGCAUCAUCACCAACAUCAAGUUGCGGCACGACGUCAACUUCGACCGAGACCUCAGCUUCAGACCGAACGUCGACGGUGUUAAAGGGCAAGAGAAGGAGAGGGUGGCAGACAAGUACUGGGGAGCGUUGAUCGCUGAACUGGUACUGUACAACCGCUUGUUUCACGGAACACCACCACUGUCGGCGAUCCAAGUCGAAGCCUUCACACCGUAUGCGCAACGCCGGAUACCGAUCCUCUUUCAAAACGUCCGGGACGUUCUCAAGAGUCUGGUACCAGAUCGCGAUCAUUCCAGAGUGGACGAACAUUUAGAUGUUCCCAUGUUGAUGCAGGCUAUCGAACGCGGAGUUUGCGAUUUGGGACGGCUGGCCGAUUGGAUGGCGCAACUACUCAAGGAGCAUUGCGCGCCGAUGCGCGACGUCUUGGUCGAUGAGAUGGUGACCUGCACAAGACAAGGCGAGGCGGAUCGUAAUCUCGAACAGAUCGUUGAAGGAUUGCGAAAGCUGUUCGGCAUAUUGGAGGCCAUGAAGCUCGACGUCGCGAACCACCAAAUCCGCAAUCUGAAGACCCUCCUGAUAGAGGACACAGUCAACUUUGAGAAGCACUACCAUCUCGACAGACUUGUGCACGGCAGAGCAAGAGUCAACAUUAACACCGCACAAAACUGGUUCACAGACGCCGUCGACGAAUUCGGACUGCAGUGUUCGCCGCGACCCCGAGCCGGACCAUGUUUCGAGCUAGAGGUCUUUACGCGCGCAGUUGUAGCAAUUACCUUUGGCCGGGGCGGCCGGAGCGACUUCCCCGAAACCUUCUUCCUGGACCACGACCGACUAGUGGCGCUCAAAGCGGAGGUCGAUGACCUCGUUAUGUUUGAGGUGUGCGUGGAGAUGCACGUCAUGCUCGCGAGACAGUUGGGAUACCAAGGGCCGAUGACCAUGGCUAUUGGACAGCAGCUGAGGACUGCGCUGUCUGCUAUCAUGGGUGAGGCAGCGGGACAUGGUCCGCAGCAGUGGAUGAUCAACUCGGAAGCUCUCUCACUUGAGAUUCUGCGUCAGGCUUCCCAUCUCGCUGGACAAACACCUGGAUGUAGUUUUGAUCGCAUGGCCGAAGCAAACCAACACCUCCGUUUCAUGUUCGUCCGGAAAUCAGCGUGGCAUGCUUCCCGUCUUGAAGCGUCGCUCCUGCCCCAGAUCCUCGCCACCGUCGAUCGUCACAGUUCCUCAUCGCCUAUCGAACUCUUUAACAGCCUUGUAUCCAUAUCGCCUUCCAUGCCGCCUCUUCCAACAACGCUUUCACGCCCCUCUACCAAUGAUGCGUUUGCUUUCGCUCACCUCCAUCCCGAGACGGCCAAGCUGAAUGACCUCGCAAACCGCAUCACACAUAUUAUACUGCUCCACUGGCGUGUAUGGGGCCCUAUUGCAUAUGUCCAGGAGCAUGAAGUACAACGCUCUUCCACCGAUGGAAGCGUAUUGUCUGCUUCAGUAUCCCAAACACAGACACAACAGUCACGACAGGUGGCUUCAAACUCUGAGCAAGAAGCCUCCGUCCCUACAAGCAUGAGGACUGGCGAGCCGCUUGAAUCAGGCCAAGAUGCGCACGCCGCACAUCAAUCUCUUCCUCAAUAA